Phasianus colchicus (ring-necked pheasant) is the source of this 4889-nucleotide messenger RNA. RefSeq names its product sterile alpha motif domain containing 7 (gene SAMD7). Gene Ontology annotation, biological process: negative regulation of DNA-templated transcription. Gene Ontology annotation, cellular component: nucleus. NCBI's taxonomy places the organism in Eukaryota, Metazoa, Chordata, Aves, Galliformes, Phasianidae. Gene Ontology annotation, molecular function: histone binding; chromatin binding. The record is from RefSeq and is a predicted model, not a curated record.
CGUGGUGUUCUUCUUGGUUUGGAUACAGUUAUCUGCUUCCAAAAAGACCACAAGCUUGGCCAACACAGAAUUAAACACUUAAACAUUUACAAACAUAAGGAAGAUCUUUAUUCUAAGGGGACUCAGUAGGUUUGGACCCAGUAUAACCUUGAUUCACAGUCAGUAUGGUUGAAAUGGCUAACAUGCUUACCCUUCAAAAACUGACCUUAAGGCUGAGACCAAGGAUAUUCACCAUGCCGUGCAUGCUCACUGGUUUAAAGGUAAAGGCUGUGGUGGCUGGACCAGCCUUGUGCUCACCCCUAACAUCUCACACCUCGUUUGGUCUCACUGGUGGCUUUAUAGCACUGCUGUCUUUGUGGGGGUCACCAAAAUGGAACUGAUCCCACAGUGGGAUUUCAUCAUAGCAGCUCUGUGGAACACAGGUAUUGACUCAAUAAGACCAAGAGCAGGCACAACAGAGCAUAAAAAUGAAAAUACAUUCCAGCCUGCAAAGUAAGCAAGUUAACAUAAAUGUGAGGAAAAAUAAAACAAGCAAACAGGCUAACAGAGCUCCUGGAGAAGGCUGGCAUUUACACUGAUAAUCCUGUGUAGAUCAUUGCCCCCAGAUCCCAAGCAGGGUGCUUUGUGAUUACUCAUUCCCUUGCUAUCAGGAUCACUUGUAAUCUAGCCACCUGCUUGUUUGGGCAGACUCAGAAAUGCUGAUGCAAUCCACCUCAAUGAAGUACAGCUGUUCAAUGAUGCAUUUGUAGUGCAGUUUUCUGUCUAGAUUUCUACUGUUUAUCUGACUUCAUCUCUACCCAUAAAUCUGAUUUUUUUUAAUCACUACAAAGCACAUAUGUUCUUUACCUUUUUCACAUCACUUGGCAGUCUGAAGAGGCUUAUGUGAUUUGGAACUGCUUACUUCUGCUACUUCUUUCCCUCUCUUUCAUCUAGCAAACAGGGCCCUAUACAGUCACGAUUCCCCAUUCAAAACAGGGAUACCUGUCUUCCAGGCUAUGAGUUCACAGUUCUCAGGGCUGUUGUGCUAUACCAGGGGCUGCAGUCAAAUGAUACUGGCCUUAAGACAUCCUUCUGAACAGCUGAUACUUCACAACAUCCUGACUUGCCCCACACAAUAAGACCAAGAACACUGAACAACUCAGUAUAAACAACAGAAACAUUUGCACACAUGAAAACUCAAAGUUUCUUUCUGAUAACCAGUAUAAUCCCCAAGCACUGAAGGGCAUGGUUGUGACUGCCAGAAGGACUGCUUGCUGAUCUGAGCAGUAACUGGUAUAACCUGCCAAUUCCUUACAUCAGUCAAUGUCGCCUUCCUUUCUUUAGACCUGUCAAUCCAGUUCUUUACCUUGGAAAAGUUGCUGCUGUCUCCUUGAAGUAUGACCCCACGAGAUCACAUGAGAAAAAUGUCUAUCCUGGGGGAACAGGGAGCACUGGAAGAAAAGCACCUGUAUCGUCUAGCAAGUGGCAUGGCAGCAGGAGAACUGCGGCAGCGACAAGAGAUGCUCAUGAGGAACCAGCUGAUGGCAGUGAACCCUCAGCUGAUGGGCACAGCCCAGCAGAGAAUGCAGGCAAUGCCCUCCCAGUUCGAGCCUCGCCUGGUAGACAGAGAUUUGUUACCUUCAACUGAAAUGACGGCCACAGCCGACCCGAGACAAAUUCAUAUCGCGUCGCACCUCGGGCCCACAGUCCCACAGCACAGCAGCAUGCCCAACCUGCUGUCCAACCGCAUCUACCCAGGCCCAGGAUAUGGCUUUCUCCAACCAGAAUCCAUGGAAGCUGUGGCCAGAAGACAGGAACUGGUUCAGAAGCAAAAUAUUGCCAGAAUGGAGAUGGAGAUGAGCGCUAUUUUUCAGCAAAAAGAAAUGGAGAAAGCUCAUCGGAAAGGACUGCUGAGCCUGGAAGCACCUUUCCUUUACCACGGGAUGCCAGCCAGUCCCAUUGCUUUCCGUGGCAGGCACAGGCUGCCUGAAGGACACCUUCCCAGUGACUUAUACGUUCAUCGUACCACCCUCGAUGACAUCCAUGGUAACACCAUGCUGAUGGCCACCAGCCCGUACCCCCCCGUCAGCACCCUGCAAAGGGAGAGGGGCCGCCGGCCGGGGAGGAGAGCUGCAAACCACAAAGCUGCAGACUGCGGGGCCAACGGCACCAAGAGCCAAGCUGAAGACAAAAGUACAGACCCCGCUUCCACUGCGGUAGAUGAUGAGAAAGAAGACAAGAAAGAGGCAGAGGUGGAGACGCCAAACAAACACGAACAAAGCAAGAACCAGGUGGAGCCGUCAGCAGUUGCCAAAAACUGCAAAGAGUUGGAGCAAGACUUGAGAAAAAACUGUGCUAAUCACGAAAUUUCUGCUGAACCCAACAGCUGCAACAACACAAGUGAGAAGGAGCCUAAUAGCUCCUGUGCUGCUUUUGAUGACAAGUACAUGUACCCGUCUGCCAUCCCGUUCUCAGCACUACCAUAUGGAUUUCCAGUUCCCAGCAACCCACUGCUACCUCCAGGUUUGUCAGCACAUGGCCUGAUCCUGAAUGGAGAAGACAUUUCCACCAUUGAAGACAUCCGCAAGUGGACGGUUGAUGAUGUGUACAACUUCAUCAUUAGCCUCCCAGGCUGCUCCGAUUAUGCCCAGAUAUUCAAAGACCACGCUAUCGAUGGAGAAACCCUCCCACUGCUAACAGAGGAACAUCUCCUAGAUACCAUGGGAUUAAAACUCGGGCCAGCAUUAAAAAUCCGCUCCCAGGUGUCUCGACGUCUGGGCAAUGUGUUCUACAUGAUGAACCUUCCCCUGUCUGUGUCCCUGCCUCCUGCUCCAGGCAAACACCCAGAGCAGCCCUCUGACAUCACCUCUCCUCUUCGCUGCAACAGCAGCGGUGAUGCACUGGACAGCCCCUGCUCACAGGGCCUGGAGACUUCAAAAACAGUGGAACAGAUUGUUUCAGAAAGCAGGGAUCAUCCGUGUGAUGCAGACGGACCACAGGCUGACUUCCAGAUGAUCACUUUUCAGAAGAGUUGAGCUGGGCCCAAGAUGUAAAAUGUUUCUAAUAAUACAGGAGCCUUCAGUUACCAGGUGUUUGAGAGGGUGGCUGCAGCCUGAAACCUCUGCAUGGGAUUGGGACUGAAUGAAAUCAGCUGCAUUGUGGUAUCUGAAAAGCACUUAAAAACACAGGACUACAUAUUAGUGCAAUUACUUUCAAGUGCAAUUCAUUGAAUAGGGUAUCAGUACAAUUAACACUGCUGAAAUCUGUCAGAGGCUCGGAGUGCACUCGGUACAGUUGUGCAGGCUGCUGAGGAACUACCAGGAAAAGCUACAGCCCAUUGCCAGGGUUGGAAUCUGCUUUGUGUGACUGCAUAGGCGAGCUGAGCUCAGAACAAAGCAGAAGCAGACUGCUGGGAAGACCAGCUGCAGUGAGAGCCACAUCCUGGAGGCAGCAGCUCAAAGCAGCCUUCCCCUCUGCUCACCUGGGCAAGCCAUGGAGGUCUUUCCUCAGCAGCAUACUCAGCAUUCUUCAUAAGAUGAAAAGUGCUUUCUGCUUACUCCUGCUACUGAUGGUUAAGUAUCUCACAGCAAACAUGAGUGGAGUUUUUAGCUAGGGAAAAUUCCCCAGCAUUCCAUAAUGAACCCUGUGUGAAUUAUCUUUAUUCCCUCAUUAGUGGUUUUGUCACAGGCUGCUCUUGCACUGAGGAAUUGGAACUGUCCUCCACCCUCCUCUGAUGAAAACUUGACUCUGAAGUGCACACAAAUAGUUUUGAGAAAACUAAGUAAACUGAGUGCUGGUCGAUUGGUGAUCUGCUGUAUAUUCCCACUUUAGAUUCCCUCUCCUUUGAUUAGUUUCUGCGGCCACACGAAAACCUCUUAAAAACCAAGAGGUGCACUGCUGUGUAGAUGGUGAGUGUCCAAAUGCACGAGGACGAACGUUCUUGUAUUUUAAACUGUGGGCACCUGUUUUUCUGCUUCAGCCUGAGAAAAAAUAUUUUAUUAUUUUUGAUACUGUAAAUCAAAUAUUUGUGCAGUAGAUGAGAUGAGAUUAGAAGUUAGCAACAGUAACUUUCAGUGUUCAUCUGACUGUGCUGUCCGAAUUUCGUAGCCUUGAGAGGAGUGGCAGAUACCUCUCAUGUUCCUUUCCUGAAACAGCAAAGUCUUGCUAUAAGACUUCAGCAUGACUCUGCUUUGCUGAAAACUCUGCCACCACCACCAGUUACAGCAGUGCUGGGCUCUGUGCUUAUAUCUUCAGAUACUGCAAGUAGGGUUCAUGUUUCCAGGUUUCACUGAUGAAUUCUAGUUAGGCCCAAAGGAAAAGUGUGAAUUGCUAUACAACAAAAUACUCCAAAGAUGCAGACAGGCCCUAAGGUGAUCUCCUAAGUGAGGUGCUGACAUUUAUGCCUGUGAUCUGGUGAAAUUAAUGAGAGUCUUUCCAUUACUGUAAGAGUCCGAUUUAUGUCUUAUGUAUCAUCUAUGAGCAUCUUUCAUACAAGGAACUGUUUAUUGGAUACUUAAUAAUAUCCAGAAAAAGAGAAUUAUAAUCUGAAACUGGAAAGCCUAGAUAUAAUUCCAAGACUGUCUAAAAAACAACAGCAGAAAUAAUCUUGGAAUGGCCAUUAGUUUGAUGUUUGCUUUGUCUCAGUGAAUUUCAGAGUGUUAACAUCUGUUCUCUUCAAUAUUUUUUCUGUUUUUCCAAGAUUCUAAAAUUCAGCAAGGUGGACAGAAGAGUUUUAUAAUAAUUUGAUAAUAAAAAAUGUUUACUUUUGCAGAUUCUGGAUAAAGCACAAUUAUCACUGUAAAGAAGUCACAGUCUGGUUGUAAUGUUUUCACAUGCUAUUCUAAUAUGUAAUGUCUCAGAUUACUGACACCAGAAGUUUCCUUUCACAGUAGGUUCAACUCCUGUGAUUU